This is a messenger RNA of Miscanthus lutarioriparius, 1428 nucleotides long. The record is from the annotation of a GenBank genome assembly. Lineage: Eukaryota; Viridiplantae; Streptophyta; Magnoliopsida; Poales; Poaceae.
AUGGACGCCAGAUCGGUCACGGGGCCUCCACAGCUGCCGACCCCGCCGGCACCUCUCCCCGCCGGCUGCUUCUGCCUGCCCAAGACCUCGUCGACGAGUCUGACCAAGUCCUUCACGGCGGUCCACGACUUCAGGGUGAGCGACUACUCGCUGCUGGAGGGCAUGGGGUUCGGCAGGUACGUCAGCUCCAGCACCUUCUCCGUCGGCGGCCGCGACUGGGCCAUCCGGUUCUACCCGGACGGCGCCACGGCGGGCUUGCUCGGCGACGUCUCGGCGUUCCUGUACUACUACAGCCGGGACCGGGACGCGCCCGGCGUCAGGGCCCGGUUCACCCUCAAUCUGCUCGAGAAAGACGGGAAGAUGCCCCCGGUCACCAACCCCUACAUGAAGCACACCUUCUCUCCGGCCAGCGACAACUGGGGCUUCACCAAGUUCAUGGAGAAGUCCAGGCUGCAGCAGGGCUCGCCGUACCUCGACAGGGACUGCCUCACAAUCAGGUGCGUACUGACGGUCCUGAUUGACUCCCGCACCGUGGCGAACGAGAUGAUCUCUGUUGUGGUCCCGCCGUCGAGCCUGCACCAGGACUUUGGGGAGAUGCUGAGCGAUGGCGAGGGGGCAGAUGUCACAUUCACUGUGGACGGCCAGUUGUUCUGUGCCCACAGAUGUGUCCUGGCUUUCCGCUCUCCAGUGUUUAGAGCGGAGCUCUUUGGUCCAAUGAAGGAAAAAGCUGAAAAUAUCAUCAGGAUCGAUGACAUGGAGCCAACAAUCUUCGAGGCUCUGCUUCAGUUCAUCUACACAGAUCGUCUGCCUGAUAGCUGUAGUGAUGGCCGGAAUCCGGCGAUCACGCACUUGUUGGUUGCCGCAGACCGGUAUGGAGUGGAGAGGCUAAGGUUGCUAUGUGAAAGUAAGCUCAGCGAAGUCAUUGAUGUGGAAACAGUGGCGACAACGCUAGCUUUAGCAGAGCAGCACAAUUGCUCGCAGCUGCGACGAGCCUGCAUUGGGUUCAUGGCCUCGCCAAACAUGCUUGGCCCAAUCAUGGAAACCGAUGGAUUCAAUCAUCUCAUUGCAAGCUGUCCAUUGGUUAUGAAGGAGAUUCUAGACAAGGUAAAGGCUCUUUUGGCUGAUUCGGAACGAAGUGAACUUUUGAGAAGACUCAGCGAAGCAAAUCAAUAUAACAGAUUCCUCAAGAGACAGGCUGCUGCAAAUGGUGGAAGAAUGUUGCCAAAAGGAUUGCUACCCUCGAGUUUGUCACACAAGGACAUCAAUUGGUGCCAUUGUGAAAGCCAGUUCAGGAAGCAAUACCCUGCUCGUGAAGGCAAGACGAACGAGAUGGGCAAGAGGCAACAAAGGUUUCAUGUGAAUACGGGCUUUGCUUUCAAUAGCUGUAUUGCUGACAAGAGGCCUCUUCAGGCGUGGAAUUACAUCUAG